GAUGGAGAGGGUUACUUACACCCAAUCAGGGAUUCAGUGAAUGAUGCUGCCGCCAUAGGUGGAGGUUGCACAGAAUCAUGUUAGGAUUAAUUCUGUGACUGAACCGACGGGUCCACGCUCGCACCUGGUCUCUGCGUGACGCACAAGUUACCGGAGUCACGUUGGAGCGGAGCCAGCGGCGUCGGAGGGAUCACUUAAGAUGCUGUGAAAGACGAUGCUCGCGUCUCGCAGUUCAUAUUGUGCUUUGAAUUUGGAAGGGAAAUAGGGUAAAGGUGCGCGAUCGCCUGCGUGGGAUGUGAAAGGGUCAGAUUUUGUCAGGGUGCGUGAAUCUUUGAAAUCUUCAGAAAUAUAUGCGGAGUUUGUCCUGUUUUUGCUGAGUAGGGAGGAUAUCACCGAUAGAAUCCCAAUACUUGGAUGCAUUUUUGGAGACUGGUCGUGAUCUGAUCCAAGUGGCGCAUCCACCGCUCUGAUUGCGCGUAAUGGGAGAAAAGUUUCGGACGCGCUCGCAGCAUCCCGCCGCUUGAGAAUAACAUGUGAAUCCCACUUCUUCUGAACGCACCAGACGACGUUUCCAAGUGAAUUUCAAACCAUCCACUAUGACUUGAAACACCUUGGGGUGAUCGGGACUUUAAUCAAAUCAGUUAACGACCCCUGCAUCGUCAAGACGCGGAGACUGACAUUGAUGAUCUAGACAGAGGAUUUCUGCAGCAGCGCAGUGAAAGAAACCCGACCCACUUAAUAAGAGAGAGGUUCUGUUCGAUGGCUGCGAUGCUGUGCCAGCUUGGCCAUAGGGGUGUGAUGGAGCUGGUGCUGCUGACCGUCCUGUCCUGGGUGUCGGUGUGGGCGGAGGAGAAGAUCAUAUUUGACAGACACGCUGUUUACUGGAACAGCUCCAAUCCCAAGUUCUGGCAUGGGGAGUACAGAGUGGCAGUGAACAUCAAUGACUAUCUAGACAUCUACUGUCCUUACUACGAGGGUCCUCCAUCCCACGGGCGAAUGGAGCGCUACAUCCUUUUUAUGGUCAACCACGAAGGCUACACUUCCUGCCAGCACAGGAUGCGCGGCUUCAAGCGCUGGGAGUGCAACCGCCCGAGUGGUCCUGAUGGGCCCCUGCGCUUCUCAGAGAAGUUCCAGCUCUUCACGCCCUUCUCGCUGGGUUUUGAGUUCAGGCCCGGACACGAGUACUACUACAUCUCGUCUCCUCACCCAAACCAUGUGGGCCGGGCAUGUCUAAAGCUGAAGGUGUAUGUCAGACCUCCAGAUGGGUCGGGAUAUGAUUCUCCGGAGCCGUUCCUGACUGACGGAGGUCCACGCUCCAACGCAGGCUGGGCAGUCCUGUUAGCAGCUCUGGCCCCACUUGUCCUGGGACCUGUCAUCAGGCUGUGACUUCCCCCUCUCCCCUUCUUCCUGGAACGCCCAUCCUGGGAUGAUGGGCUGGGCUGGCUGUCCCUCUAAAUCACAGGUGUUAAACUCUAGUCCUCAAGGGCUGGUGUCCUGCAACCUUUAGACGUAUCUCUGCUUAACACACUUGAAUCAAAUAAUUAGGUUAUUAGCAGGACUCGACAGGAGUAGAACUUGACUGCAUACUGAGGAGGUAAUUUGGUUAUCUGGCUCAGGUGUGUUGAACCAGGGACACAUCUAAAAGUUGCAGGACACCGGCCCUUGAGGAAUGGAGUUUGACACCCCUACUCUGAAUCCACCACCCCUCAGGGAAGCCCUCUGUCUCCACCCAGUCUUCUUCCCACCUCCACUGCAGUAUGACCACUAACCACCCCCCACUGCCAGCCCCCUUUCAUGCCCCAGCCACAGACACCCUUCCCUGGAAUACCUGCUAUGUUUUUUAAGCAGUCUGGGAAGCUCCUCUUCCUUCUCUUAUCCCUGAAUCCUCGGCGGAGCAGCACCUUUCAGCUGAAAACACGAGAAAAUUGUCUCAACACUCAUAUCAGGGGGUCCUUUUUUGACUUUUGACUCUUGCCCACUGAUGGGGUAGAUGUAGCCAUGGCUAUGAUUAAACUUGUCGUUCCAGUGCAGUCCCUAUCCUCCAAUCAUGGCAGGGGGCAUUAACCGAUAGGCCUGAAUGCACAAAAAUUGGUUUUUCGCUCGCUCUGCUUUCCCUUCCUUGAAGUAUGAAUUGGACGUGGCCAAGCUUGCAUUGAAAUUGGAAUUCAAUAGAACGUAGACUAUCUCUAAAGUGCAAUGAGGAUAAGAGCAAUUACAAUGAGAGCAGGAGAAAAGUGAGCUGGACUUUGCUGCAAGGAAUGAAAAAAAAAGUGUAAAAGAAUACAUUUCAAAUAAAACAAAGCCAAGUGGGAAUUGUAGGUUAAUACAGUGUUAUGGAGACAUAUUCAUAAACUUUAGUGUAUUUUAUAGACAUUUUAUGUGAUAGAACAACACUACAUAGCACAGAAGUGUGAAGUGGAAGUAAAAGCAUACAUAAUUUUUAAUUUUUAAAUAAAAAAAAAUCUUAAAGUGUGGCAGGCGAAUGCAUUCACCCUCAUUUAUCCCUUCCCUCUGUCUAAUUACAGCUACAACUUUUUUGGGGUUAUAGCUCUGCCAGCUUUGUACAUUUAUAUACCAGCUUAGAUUGGAUGAAGAGUCUUCAUUAUCAACGUUUAAAUCUUGACACAAAUUCUUAACUGGAUUUAGGUCCGGACUUUGACUGGGCCAUUCUAACACAUGAAUUGAAUUGAAUUUUGAAAUCUCAAGUCUUCUGUGGCCUUUAACAGGUUUUUUUUCCAGGAUUUCUCUGUACUUCACUCUAUAUAUUUUGCCCUCAACUCUAACCACCGUCAUGUACCUGCUGAAGAAAAGCGUCCCUACACCAUGACACCACCACUGCCUGCAGUAGAUGGUGUGUUGAAGGUAAUUGGCUGUGUUAGUUUUUUCCACAAACAGCAUUUUGUUUUGCACUCAUUAGACAAGCUCUCCUACGAUGUUGUUCAUUGCUUGUUUCACAUAGGACUUAUUUUGGCUUUUUUUCAUAAAUAGGUUUGUUUUCGUACUUAUCUAUAAAGGCCAGAUUUGUAAAGUGCACCAGUAAUAGUGGUCAUGUUGACAGAUUUCCCCACCUGAGCUGAGGUUCUCUGCAGCUCCUUCAGAGUUACCUCUCGGCUGCCUCUCUGAUUAAAGCUCUUCUUGCAUGUCAUUUUAGUUGGCAAGCUUGUCUUGGACAGUUUUUUUUUUCCUAUAAUUGGAUGAUGGAUUGAACAGAGCUCUGUGAGAUGUUCAAAGCUUAGGAUAUUGUUUUAUAACCUAACCUUGCUUUAAACUUCUCCAUAACUUUACCACUGAUCUGUCUUCUGUGUUCCUUGGUCUUUAUGAUGCUGUUUGUUCACUAACUGUCUCCAACAAACCUCUGAGGCCUUCACAGAACAGCUGGAGUUAUACUGAAAUUAAAUUACACAAACGUGGACCCUACUUACUAAUUAGGUGGCUUCCAAAGGCAGCCGCCUACACUGGAUCUUGUUUGGUGGUAUCAGACUAAAGGUGGCUAAAUUCAAACCCACAUCACACUUUUCAGAGUUUUAUGCACAAAAACAGUAGAAAACCAUCUAUCCUUCCUUCCACUUUACAAUUAUGCUCUACUUUGUGUUGCUCUAGCACUGAAAAACCCAGUGUAGUGUCCCCAAGUACACUAAAGUAUGUUGAUGCAAUGUGACAAAAUGUUAAAAAGUUCAAGUGGUCUAAAUACAUUUCCAAAACACUGUAUGUUGUGUACAUUUACUGCAAUGGGAUUUAAAAAAAUGCAGAGUUAUAUUUUUCAGAAGCUCAGAGCUCACAUUGUGGCGACAAGUAUAAUCAUAGUCUGUUUUAAUGGGACAGUGGAUUGGGUGGGAUGUCAUGGGUGGGUUUGGUCAGAUGUAGAUUAUUAGGUGGGCUGUGUUUUGUCUUUUAUGUGUUUCUAAACAAAGCAUUUAUCACGGCCUGGCCUGCACAGGCAUCUUCAGCACUAGCUAAUGUUGUCUGGGCCGGGUGACUUUUGGAACCAUGACUUUCUCUUGUAUGAAUGUACCACUGGCCACCCAGCUCUUUAUUUGUUCUGUAUUGUCAUGACUGUGGUCACUUACAGUACCUUCUCUUGGACUGGUAGGUUUUAUCAAUGGCUCUGAGAUUCGAAGGGAAGUCGGGGUGAUCGGGUGGGAGGGGAGGUUUUGGGUGAGAAAAGGAGGCGGCACUCAAGUUGCAUGACCACUGUGAAACCUUCAGAUCAAACUUGUUUCUAAUGAUAUAUUUUUUCAUGGUAAGAAAAAAAAUCUGAAAACAUCCCAUUUCAGCUCUCUUGCUCUCCCUGAGACUUUUUCAGACAUCAAAUGGGAGAAAAAAAAUUUAGACUCCUUCCUCACACAGUUUCUCCUGUCUGCGCUCUCAGUCAUUGAUGGAUUAGCUUGGGCUGAAAAGAUAAAUGGACCCGCAGGGCGAAACUGACUGGAAAUCGGGCCCCGGAGCCCAACUCGGAUCACGGCGGCCAUAAACAAGGACUGAAGCUGAUCCCCGGGUCCGGGGGGUUAAACCAAUUAGGGAAGCACAUAGACUGUUGCAAAUGAGGCCAGGCGUGUGAGUGUGUGUGAGGCAGCAUCACUAAAACACACAUAUGCACAUGCACGCAGACAUAUACACAAACACUUACAGCGACAGUGCAAGCACACAGACAGGAGAGAGCAAUGGAAGAAAAAGAGUGUUUGAUAGGACUCAAACAUAAAGAGUAAACACUGUGAACACACACACUCACAUACAUGCACACAUGACGAUCCAUGAACAGAGAACCACACGUCCUAAGUACAUGCAAAAAAGAGUGCAGUUGUAGACAUUUACAAAGACAUCCAAACGUGUACAAAACACAAACAAGGGAAAAUGCUUGUUCCCCUAUUCCAUCUUAUUUUUGUAGCAUUUAAAAUCACUGUUAAUUACUCCGUUGUGGGAUGCAGUGAUGGGUUAUAGCCUCUGAAGGAUUACAAAAAAAACGUGUCUUCUCUUCUUCUGUUCCACUGGUUCUGUCCUAUCGUUUCUUCUUUUUCUUCUCCGGUCUGUGAUCCACAGUUGAGAGCGGUAGGAUGCCUCCAGGUCUGAGCGUCAUGUAUGAGUUUGUCUCCUUUUCUGUUGAUGGUGUUUUUAGGGCGGCCUUUGCCACUGAGGUCGUUCAGUUGGAUGAAGGCAUACACAGAAGUCGGCUCGAGGAGAGAAACACACAAAUAAAGAUUGUCUUUUGUCUACUCGAAAA
Molecule: messenger RNA, 5218 nt
Organism: Girardinichthys multiradiatus
Lineage: Eukaryota; Metazoa; Chordata; Actinopteri; Cyprinodontiformes; Goodeidae
Gene: efna2a
Product: ephrin-A2a
Exons: 4
Coding region: 760-1386 (208 amino acids)
Biological process (GO): ephrin receptor signaling pathway; axon guidance; osteoclast differentiation
Cellular component (GO): plasma membrane
Molecular function (GO): ephrin receptor binding
Source: RefSeq, a predicted model, not a curated record